AGCAGAGAAGAGACAAACAUAAGAAUCACACCUUCAUGCACAACUACCGGCAAUAAAAGAAAAUAAAAUGGAAACCUGCCGCAGGGAGAAUCACUACUUUCGGAGCUACAGCAUAACUGUAGCUUCAUUUUAUUCUCCGAUUCUAAAUCUGUCCCCUUUGGGAAAUGACUUAAAAUCCCACUUCACCACUGAAUCCACCAGAUUCCAAAACCUACCCCGCUGCAGAAACCCUAGAAUUGGAGGGUUUAUUUUCUUUUUCCUCUUUUACUCAUUACAUUUCUUUUCUCUUUUCUCCAGUGAUUUGUUUUGAGAAUCUGUCUCACUUCACAGAAGUUUCAAUUUUAUGAACACAGUUACAAGCUUUGUUAGGUCUUUUGUUUGGCAGAGAUUUUGUAAAUGGGGAUGAAGGCUACAUUAUUUGGUAUAGGUUUCUUAUUGGUAUGCCUCGCCUCAGCUGCUGCUGGUGAUGUGAGGUUAAACCUAUGGCCAAUGCCGAAAUCAGUUAGCCAUGGGAUUCAGACUCUUCGCCUGAGUAAUGAUUUUGUACUUAGAACAGAAGGAAGCAAGUAUGCUGAUGCUUCUGGCAUUCUAAAAGAGGGAUUCUCAAGAUUACUCGAUAUCAUUGAAGUUGGUCAUGCUAUUGAGAAUUCAACCAAUUUGAACCAUUUGCCACUGCUCAAGGGAUUGCAUGUGGUUAUUUCUUCUCCUAGUGAUGAGUUACAAUAUGGUGUUGAUGAGUCCUACAAAUUAUCUGUUCCCACAAAUGGAAAUCCAAUUUAUGCACAUCUCGAGACACAGACAGUUUAUGGCGCUUUGCAUGGAUUGCAGACAUUUAGCCAAUUGUGCCAUUUCAACUUCAAAAGCAGGGUAAUUGAAGUCUUUCCCGCCCCAUGUACCAUUGAUGAUCAGCCAAGGUUCUCUUAUCGAGGGCUUCUAAUUGAUACCUCUCGACAUUAUCAGCCUCUGCCAAUGAUAAAGAAGGUUAUUGAUGCUAUGGCCUACACAAAGUUGAAUGUACUACAUUGGCAUAUUGUAGAUUCACAAUCUUUCCCCUUGGAAAUACCAUCAUAUCCAAAAUUGUGGAAUGGUGCAUAUUCUACUUCUGAGCGAUACACUAUGGAUGAUGCAGCUGAAAUUGUACGUUAUGCUCAAAGAAGAGGAGUCAAUGUUUUGGCUGAAAUUGAUGUACCAGGGCAUGCUCUCUCAUGGGGAAAAGGCUACCCUUCUCUGUGGCCAUCACCUGAUUGUCAGGAGCCUCUUGAUGUCAGUAAUGAGUUCACUUUCAGAGUUAUAGAUGGGAUUCUUUCAGAUUUCAAAAAAACUUUCAACUUUAGAUUUGUUCACUUGGGAGGUGAUGAAGUCGACACAGGCUGCUGGGUGAUAACUCCUCAUGUAAAGAAAUGGUUAAUCAAGCAUAGGAUGAAUGAAUCUGAUGCAUAUAAAUACUUUGUCUUGAGAGCACAGCAUAUAGCACUAUCCCACGGAUUUGAAAUAGUUAACUGGGAGGAAACCUUCAACAACUUUGGCAAGCAAUUGAACCCAAAGACAGUAGUGCACAACUGGCUUGGGGGUGGUGUUGCUCAGAAAGUGGUUUUAGCUGGACUUAGAUGCAUUGUCAGCAACCAGGAUAAAUGGUAUUUGGAUCAUUUGGAUGCCACUUGGCAGGGGUUUUACAUGAAUGAACCACUCACAAACAUCACAAACCCCAAUGAGCAAAAAUUGGUUAUUGGAGGUGAAGUAUGUAUGUGGGGAGAAAGAGUUGAUGCGUCAGAUCUUGAGCAGACCAUCUGGCCACGUGCUGCAGCAGCUGCAGAGCGACUUUGGACUCCCUAUGAUAAGCUGGCUAAGAAUCCAAAGCAAGUCAUUGGAAGGUUGUCUCACUUCAGAUGUUUAUUGACUCAAAGAGGAGUUGCUGCAGCUCCAUUGGCUGGACUUGGACGAGCUGUCCCUGAAGAACCAGGUUCUUGCUAUAAGCAGUGAUAAUCUGAAGUUCUAAACUAUAGGUUUAAUAUUGUUAGGGAGACAACCCUUGUCGGCAGCUUGAAUGGGGCAAUUCUGGCAAGAUUGUGUUGCUAUCGUCUGAGAUGUAGGUAAAUAAAUGUUGUAUGAGCUCUGAAUUUUAGCCUUUAGGCAUAUUCUCAUCUUAGAGCAUGCCUUUGGAAAUUAAAAAAUAAAUUGAGUACUAAAAUUUGUAACAAAAAAUUAUACUAGUUUCCGAUAGUCUGCACUUUACAUAAACUACCAAAGUAUGUAUUUUUUAUAUGUAACCUUAUUUAUAGUAAUCUGAGACCCAGAUUUAGUGUUACUGAUAUA
Nelumbo nucifera (sacred lotus) is the source of this 2313-nucleotide messenger RNA. RefSeq names its product beta-hexosaminidase 3-like. Gene Ontology annotation, cellular component: membrane. Gene Ontology annotation, molecular function: beta-N-acetylhexosaminidase activity. Lineage: Eukaryota; Viridiplantae; Streptophyta; Magnoliopsida; Proteales; Nelumbonaceae. Gene Ontology annotation, biological process: carbohydrate metabolic process; glycosaminoglycan metabolic process. The record is from RefSeq and is a predicted model, not a curated record.